Messenger RNA from Seriola dumerili (greater amberjack), 3005 nucleotides. RefSeq names its product zinc transporter ZIP1 (gene slc39a1). Gene Ontology annotation, cellular component: plasma membrane. The coding region runs from base 146 to 1054 and encodes 302 amino acids. Gene Ontology annotation, biological process: zinc ion transmembrane transport. Gene Ontology annotation, molecular function: zinc ion transmembrane transporter activity. The transcript is spliced from 4 exons. The record is from RefSeq and is a predicted model, not a curated record. Lineage: Eukaryota; Metazoa; Chordata; Actinopteri; Carangiformes; Carangidae.
UUCAGAAUAAUAACAUGACGGUGUCUGUGAGUCUCAGUGAAACUCUUGUCUUGUGUCGUUUAGGAAGCUUCAGCAUGUUUCAUAGCUAAUCUAAUGAUAGCACAGUUAGGUAGAGAAGCUCACUCUUAAACUGACAGUUUACAAAAUGGAAUACAUUCUCCAGGUGAAAAUAGGCGCUUUGGUCGGUCUAUUGCUCCUAACUCUUCUUUUUGGAUUUAUCCCUGCUCAAAUCAAAUGGUUCAGAAACACAAACGGGACAGAAACCCACCGCAUUGUUCUGAGUCUGAUCAGCUGUUUUGCCGGGGGAGUCUUCCUGGCGGCAUGUCUGCUCGACAUCAUUCCAGAUUAUCUGUCUGACAUCAACACUGAGCUGGAUGCUCGAAAGAUAGAGACCAGCUUCCCUCUUCCAGAGUUCAUCAUGGCUGCCGGCUUCUUCACAGUCCUCAUACUGGAGAAACUUGUCCUGAACUGCCGGGAGAUGGGAGGGGCUCAGGAGGAGAGGGCACCCCUUAUACCGGACAACAGAAACGGGCAUGGGCAUGGUCAUGGAACAAGCCCUGAUCUGGAGAGCAGCGGCCACCACGUCCACGUUGACUUUCAGGCUCACUCUCCCUUUCGUUCCUUCAUGCUCUUCCUCUCGCUUUCACUCCAUUCAGUUUUUGAGGGUCUUGCUAUCGGCCUACAGGACACUGAUUCAAAGGUAUUAGAGAUCUGCAUCGCUAUACUUGUCCACAAGAGCAUCAUAGUGUUCAGCCUGUCUGUGAAGCUGGUCCAGAGCGCAGUUCGUCCAUUGUGGGUAGCUGCUUACAUCGGAGUAUUCGCCUUGAUGUCGCCUUUAGGCAUCGCUAUCGGCAUCAGUGUGAUGGAGGCUCAGCUAGAAGCCGGAGCGCUAAUUCAGGCCAUCCUGGAGGGGCUCGCUGCGGGGACGUUUAUUUACAUCACCUUCCUGGAGAUCCUCCCACAUGAACUGAAUUCCCCUGGGAAGCAACUUCUCAAGGUGCUCUUCAUCCUGCUAGGCUUCAGCAUCAUGGCAGCUCUGACGUUUUUGGACUGAGAUGUGUCAGGACGUGGCCUGGACACUUUGUGCCAACUACUGCAGCUGCCAUACAUUUGCAGGUGACCUUUGUACAAGAUAAAUCAUUUUUACUAGAAAAGAAGAAGUAGGUUUGCUGACGCACUGUUAAAUCCAACUCUGGAGUUUUUAUCGUCAAAGGGAGCAUGACAACAGAUGUUGGUGUUUUAUUGCUUUCAAUAUACUUUCAAUAUACUUUCAAAAAAAUAUAUAUAUAAUAUCUUUUUAAGAGGAUUUUAUGUAAAGAGAAACCACUUCCUGCGAUGAUAAGUUUGUUAUACAUUGAAAAGAUGUGGCGUCUCACUGAGUCCCCUCAUUUAUCACUGCCCAUGUUUGGAAACAUGCUUUGGACCUGCAAACAUAACCGUCGUCUCUGACCUUUGACACUAUUGAGGAAACCCCUGGAAACAAAGGGCCUCGUUGUAUGUAUAUGAUACCUUGUAAUUAUUCCAAUCAUUUCAGUAUAUCAGUACCUCCAGAUAUGUAAUGUUUACAUUUUAUGUGAAGCAAAUUCAAACUGAGAACAUGACAGCUUCUUGUUUCCAAAAAAACACUGUUUGUGCCUUCACUUUGGUUGAAGCUCUUUACUAGAGGCUCAGCUGGAUGGUUGGUCUCUGUAUAAUUGUUAUUAAUGAUGUUUCCACUGACCCGGGUUUAUUUAGUAAAUACUGGCAUUUUAGUGCGAUGCUUUUAAUUGUAGUUUUCACUAUUUAGCUGCUUUUAAACAAUCAACAGUUUUUAUAUUUGUCCAGCAAAGUAGUGUAAAUGCAAACUGACUCCCUGAUGCCUUACAAGGAUGUGUGCACACAAAACAAGAGUGGCAAUGAUGAGAAAAUAUGUGGGAUUUUUAAAUAAAGAAGGAGUGAUCAUCUCCAGAAAAUGUGCAAGGAUAAAAUGUAACUGAGUUUUAACAACCCACUAUUUAAGCAAGCUGAUCACUAUUAUUUACAUUGUGCUGACCUUUGUCCUAGUUUAGUCCAGUCUGUUUUGCCACUUUGUCCAGUCUGACUUGACCAGACUGUUUGUCCAUUGAUAGACAAAAUGCUGCUUCUUUAUGUAAAAAAAACUUUGAGUUCCUCUAUUUUAAAUUUGGAAAAAUAAAAAAGCUUUAAAUAUCAGGACAGAGACAUGUGCAAGAUAAUUAAUUGAUUCUGUAAACUGAUACAUUUUAUAGUCUAUUACUAGUGCACACAACUGUAUUUGUGUCAAGUAAUCAAACCUUGCAGGACAUUGAGUGCGUAAAUUCAUACUACUACUACUACUACUACUACUAACUAUAGUAUGGGCUGAGGGCCAAAACUAUUUUUCAUGGUCCACACAUGUCAAAGAGAAUGUAUUAAUAAUAAUAAUAAUAAUAAUAAUAAUAAUAUUACAUACAGUAUGUGCACUGAAUUAAAAAAACUCAAACAGUGUGUAAGUGUGUGCAUUUCAUUUUAGCUGCAAACUGUCUGUGUUUAGUCACACGUCCUGUUUAAGUCUGUCAUGUGAUCGUCAGAUUGUUCCCUGAGCAGAACAAAUAGCAGGAAGUUGGAAUGUGUGUGGGGUUUUUUUUCAUGAAAAACCAAUGUCAGCAAUUUUACUAAUGCCAAUUCAAACAUGUGUGUCUCAUAUGUUGUGCAGAUUUGCACAUUAUCUGCAUUUUUUAAAUUUUCAUUAAAAGGCCAUUUGACCAAGACUGAUGAAACAAUUUACCCAAAAAAAGGAAUGCAAUUACUCACUGCUGUUACCAAUUGUGCAUUGUAAUGUCUGUAAGUCAUUUAUGUACAAAAGCAUGUUGCAUUUUUUUUUUUUGUCAUUUUGCAAGUUGACCUCCACUUGUUAUUUUAUGCCUUAUGAUCAUUUAUCUCAUGCCAGAGGCGACUUUGUUGUCUGUUGUGUAAACUUAAUGAGAUUAAAGACAAAAGAGGAAUUUUCUUCCUACAUGUUCAUUCUA